AUGUUUACUCCAUUCAGUAUAGAUUUGCUUCCCAUGGACCAGGUUAUCGAGAAUCUCUGGAUCGGUGAUCUCUCAAGCGCACUCAACACACCUAUGCUCAAGGCGAACAACAUCCACAGUGUCUUGACUGCUAUGCGGGGACGCUUGUCUAUACAUGAGACUUUCAUCCGCAAGCAAGUCAACCUCGAUGAUACAGAGGACGCGGACAUCCUCGUCCAUCUCGUCUCUGCCAUCUCAUUUAUCGAAGAGGAGUUGGAGAAAGGGCAUGGCGUAUUAGUGCACUGUCAUGCCGGUCUGAGCCGCAGUGCAACCAUCGUAGCAGCAUACCUUAUGUAUGCGCAGGAAAUUGACGCCCCAUCAGCUCUAGAAGUAAUCAGGAAAGCGAGACCGAAUGUACAACCAAAUGCUGGGUUCUUGGAGCAACUGGAUAUUUUUCAUGAGGCUUCGUUCAAGGUUUCACGACGCGACAAGGCUACGCGGAUGUUUUAUCUAGAGCGCGUAGUCCGGGACGUCAUGAGUACGUCCUCCGAUUCUGAUUCUGACUCAUUCUUCCUAUAUAACGAAUUCCUCUAUCCAGACGGCGACGGUUCAGUAGAGACUGACAUGUUUGCCAAAUACCCUCGCACGCCAUCAGAUUCGGCGCCAGCAACGCCAGCGGGUCCACGACGGCGGAUUCGGUGCAGGAUGUGCAGGCAAGAACUUGCGACGCGAGAGCACAUGCUUGACCACGGUCAGCUUGGGCCCCCGACACCAGCAUCUCUGUCAGCGGUUUCUCCUGCGGCGUCGCGGCGACCAUCCAUGCACGACGGAAAGCCAUUCAACGUGCUUUCCCCGCUAUCCCCAAUCUCCCCUCCGGGCUCCCGUCGGCCUUCCAUGCUUGGUAAUAGACCCGGGAGCUCACUCUCGCCGAUGUCCCCACCAGCCUCACGUCGCCCAUCCACUCACGAGCCUGCGAUUCGCUCACGACUCAACUCGAACGCAGACAAUCGACCCCUCAAGUCCUCUCUACUUGCGCUUGACGGCGCGGCGCAGUUUGGACACGAUCUCUCGGACGCGCUGCAGCUGUCUGAGUCCGCACUUGAGGGCGAUGACGACUCUGUAGAUGAAGAGUUCGACCCAGCGCCUGCCAAGCCUGAGAGAAAGAGCGCGGCGGUGGUCAACCUGCCGUUGAUCACGCCUUCGGCGUCCUCGUCCUCUGAGUCAGGAAACCUUCCCUCUGUUGCCAGACGGCCAUCGGCAUCAUCGCGCUCCAGCAGUUUUGCACACCCGUCGGACCUCGCUGCGCAGCUGUACGCGAACCCGAAGCUUGCAGCACUCCGUCGACCGUCGCUAUCAGCACUGAAUAUGUCGCCGAUCUCGCCGGCAGGCCCUUCGAAUGGCGCCAAGGCGGUACCGUUCAGUCCACCGAUCCUUGCAAACCCGAAGUGUUCAGGUUACUUCGUUGAACCGAUGAAGUGGAUGGAACCGUUCUUGGAGGAGGGCCAGAUGGCCGGGAAGAUCGUGUGCCCGAACAAGAAGUGCGGCGCGAAGCUGGGUAAUUAUGAUUGGGCGGGUGUCUGCUGCAGCUGCCACGAGUGGGUCGUACCGCCCGUGCAGUGGUGA
Sparassis crispa is the source of this 1602-nucleotide messenger RNA. RefSeq lists its product as hypothetical. Gene Ontology annotation, molecular function: protein tyrosine/serine/threonine phosphatase activity. Gene Ontology annotation, biological process: protein dephosphorylation. Lineage: Eukaryota; Fungi; Basidiomycota; Agaricomycetes; Polyporales; Sparassidaceae. Gene Ontology annotation, cellular component: nucleus. The transcript has 7 exons. Bases 1 to 1602 code for a protein of 533 amino acids. The record is from RefSeq and is a predicted model, not a curated record.